CGAGCGGGCGCAGCUCGGCCCCGGGAAAGGAGGCCCCAGCCCGCAAUGGGGGCGCCCCAAGUACAAGGCCCCGCGGAUGCUUGGCGGGCUGCCGGUCGCAGAAUAAUGGGCGGACCGAAGAAGGGGCGCCAGCUACGGCCCCCCGCAGGGUCUGCGCGAUCACGGGAAAGCUACGCACCAUCAUCAGCACCCACAGGGGCAGCGCCGAAGCCGCUCACAGACUGAGGCGCGGCACUGCGCUUUGCGUGUUGUGUUAUGUUGCCGCCGCCAUAAUAUUUCCAGGCUAGAACAAGGG
Amoebophrya sp. A120 is the source of this 295-nucleotide messenger RNA. The record is from the annotation of a GenBank genome assembly. NCBI's taxonomy places the organism in Eukaryota, Dinophyceae, Syndiniales, Amoebophryaceae.